Messenger RNA from Trematosphaeria pertusa, 1176 nucleotides. RefSeq names its product kinase-like protein. NCBI's taxonomy places the organism in Eukaryota, Fungi, Ascomycota, Dothideomycetes, Pleosporales, Trematosphaeriaceae. Gene Ontology annotation, biological process: spliceosomal complex assembly; protein phosphorylation; regulation of mRNA processing. Bases 1 to 1176 code for a protein of 391 amino acids. Gene Ontology annotation, molecular function: protein kinase activity; ATP binding. The transcript has 4 exons. The record is from RefSeq and is a predicted model, not a curated record.
AUGGAUCAGUUUUCCCAUAUCUGCGAUGUUGAUGCUGAGCCUUUGCAUCGCUAUCGAAAGGGUGGCUAUCACCCUAUCGGUCUAGGAGAUCUCUUGAAAGAUGGGCGGUACAAAAUACUGCACAAAUUAGGCUGGGGUGGUUACUCGACAGUCUGGGCUGCAAGAGAUCGGAGGGAACAACGAUAUGUCACCGUAAAGAUCUCAGUCUCAGAACGAGGAGAACGAAACCGGGAAUUCAAAGUCUUACGUGCUAUAGCAGCUAUUCGACCCGAGCAGCCUGGCUCUCGGCAUCUAAUGCCAAUGCUGGACCACUUCCAGCUUGAUGGUCCAAACGGAACUCACGACUGCCUCGUGCUUGAGCUGUUGGGGCCAAGUGUCCCUGAUCUGCUUGAUGCGCGCUUUCGCGGCGAGAGACUUCCAGGAAAACUUGCAAAAAGCAUCGCGAAACAGGCUCUUCUCGGCCUGGACUACUUGCAUCAACAAAAUAUCGGACAUGGAGAUCUGCAUACUCGCAACUUAAUUUUCACUAUCCCUCCAAUACAUUCCCUACGUGAAGAAGAGUUCUUCCAGAAACUAGGAAAACCCGAAACCGGAUUGCUCAGAAGAAACGACGGAAAGCCGCUAGAGCCCGGCAUGCCCAAGUACCUUGUCAGGCCCACUUCCUAUCCGGCAGUUCUCUCGUCUUUCCAUCCGAUCAAAAUUGUUGACUUCGGCGAGUCGUUCUUGAGCAAUGACAUUCCUGACACGCUUCACACACCGCUUCCUGUUCGUGCACCCGAGAUCAUAUUCGGAGAUAAGUUGGAUCAUCGCGUGGACUUGUGGAGUAUGGGCUGUAUGCUUUUCGAGCUCGUAGUCGGCCAACCGCCGUUCGACAGCUUCAUGACAACGCCCACGAUACUUGCCCGCCAAAUGCUAGAGAUGGUCAGUGACGAACUGCCAGAGCGUUGGCAAGAAACAUGGCGCGCCAUGGACAGCGCAUCACGCGGGGAGAAAUCCGGUUAUACGCUCCAAGAAUGGCUGGAGGAAAUGUACUUUGACGGGGAGAGGAACGAGGACUUGACUCGGAAAGAUAUACUCAAAGUAGGCGAGCUUGUUCGAAAGAUGCUACGGUUUGAGCCUUCCAUGAGGGCGUCGGCGAGGGAGAUUCUUCAGGAUUCUUGGUUCAAGAGAGAAUAG